AUGUCGGUUGUCACAUCUUCGAUAGUCGCUUCCGCGACGUUGGAUCCAUAUAAUCUCGGUUUGUCACCACAACUCGAAGCCUAUCGCUCGGGGGUAAGAGAACAAUUCGGAUCGACCGUAACACCACUCAACGUCGCUCUUCUUGUCGUCCUCCUCACAUUCACCUACUACCGCCUGAUACGUCCAUACAACGCAGCAUCUCAAACCCUACACGUCAACAAAGAUCAGCCUAUAGUCUUCCAGACUUUCACACCACGAACCCUACUGAAGUUCAACGGUCUGCCAAAUCCUCCAUUGAACCCUGAUGGAAAAGUGUAUCUGGCAGUGAAAGGAAAAGUACACGAUGUCACUUCUGGCAGGAACUUUUACGGCCCGGGUGGUCCAUAUGAAAAUUUCGCAGGACGAGAUGCGACGAGGGGACUGGCAUGUCAGAGUUUCGAUGAAGAUAUGUUGACCAAGAACCUUGAUGGACCACUAGACGACUGCUCAGACCUCGGUGCGGACCAACUGGAGAAUCUGCAGGGGUGGGUUGAGAGGUUCGAUGAGAAGUACCUGGUUGUGGGCAAAUUGGUUGCGUACAACAAGAACCAAGUGCAUGGCAUGUGA
Messenger RNA from Lithohypha guttulata, 606 nucleotides. RefSeq names its product Dihydrodipicolinate synthase (gene DAP1). The transcript is spliced from 2 exons. The record is from RefSeq and is a predicted model, not a curated record. Gene Ontology annotation, cellular component: endomembrane system; endoplasmic reticulum; membrane. Lineage: Eukaryota; Fungi; Ascomycota; Eurotiomycetes; Chaetothyriales; Trichomeriaceae. Bases 1 to 606 code for a protein of 201 amino acids.